GACGCAAUAGGGGCAUCCGCGCACGUGACUCAGAUGACAUGGUAACUGUUUACAAGACAAUCACAGAGACCUGUUGGUGCUGUGGCAAAGGUCAGCUAACCAGCCAUAUGCAUGCUGGCUGAUAACUUGCCUCUUUAUUUGGCAGUAUGUGGCGGAUUUUGGAUUGAACACAGACCAUGAUGGGCUUGUUUGGUAAUUCGAUACAGGCUCGGGUUGCAGGAAAGGGUCUGAAAUACCUGUGGAAUAAGUCAAAGCCCUUUACCAUCGCUGUUGUGGUUGUGGUCGGGGCAGGUAAAUGUUGCCUAUUAUGUCAAGCGGUACCAGAGGAGGAAGAAGUGGAACAGCGUUGGGCAAGACGUCGUGGUCCUGCACAUGUUCCCUCGAGGACGCUUCUGCCCCAACCUCUCGCCUUUUGUCAUGAAGCUCGAGACUUACCUGAGAAUGGCCGAAAUUCCGUACCAGGUCGACUUCGAGGAGCCUCUGGGGCCAAAGGGAAAGAGUCCCUGGAUCUCCUUAAAUGGGGAGGAGAUCGGAGACUCGCAGCUGAUCCUAGAGAUGCUCGGCCCUAAGUACGACAAGGACUUCAGCUCCCACCUGAGCACUGAGCAGCUAGCCAUUGCCCGAGCCAUGAGGAUCAUGAUUGAGGACCACUUCUUGUGGUGCCUGGCAGUGUGGCGCUUUGACAUAGACGCAGGCCAGGCAUUUCUUAACAGCAUAGAAGCCCCGUACAUCCUACGCUUUGUGAUAGCAUUGUUCAGGAGGAGGAUCGUGGGUGCGUCCAGGGUGCAGGGCAUGGGGCGGCACAGCCACGAGGAGGUGACGGAAAUGGGGAGGAAGGAUCUCAAGGCUUUGUCUUUGUGCCUGGGAGCGAAACCCUUUUUAACAGGUGACAAACCUGCCGAGGUAGACUGUGCCUUGUUUGGAUUUCUGGCACAGGUUGUGUGGAACUCUGCUGGCUCUCCUUACUUGCAGCUGCUUGAAAGCGAUUGCACAAACCUCCAAGCUUAUUGCCAUCGCAUCAAGGAGAAGUUCUGGCCAGAUUGGGGACAGUGCCUCAAUCCACCACAGUCUGAGAUCGUCCAGUAGACCAUGCUCACAGGCACUUGACAUUCCAUCAUUUUCAGUAGAGUACGAUUACAUGGCCAAUGUAAAAGAAGGUAUUAAUGAAGAUUAAAGAACAAAUUAGAUGUAGCUGACUGUUACAAUCAAGUCUAAAUUGAGUUAGGAAGUUAUUCAUCCUUUCUUUCUACAUUUACAUGAACACUUUUUAUGUGUACAGUCAUUAGCACUUCAGACUUACCGUGUCCAAUGCUUUUUAUCAGUAUUUAGUUGGUGAGAUUGUUUGGUAACCAAAUAAACACAUUCAUGGGUAAUUAUAUCAGUAUGAUUUUAGUCCCAUACUGCACUGAUAUCUGCUCAUAUUUACCGCUUUACAAUCUAGAGUCAUAGCCAGUCACAUGCUUAUUUUGGUUCCAGUGGUACCAGAUAAAUUCUGAUGCAGAGCAUUGGAUGUCAGAAAGACUGCUUGUUAUGCAGUGGUUGUUUUUGUUCUUGUUGAACUUUUGCAUUAAAUUAACUGUGCCUUAGAAAGUUGUAUUUUGUGGAAAUUUGAAAAAUAGAUAUUGGAAAAGGAA
Messenger RNA from Penaeus chinensis, 1634 nucleotides. Its product is annotated as failed axon connections homolog. NCBI's taxonomy places the organism in Eukaryota, Metazoa, Arthropoda, Malacostraca, Decapoda, Penaeidae. Gene Ontology annotation, cellular component: cytoplasm. The record is from RefSeq and is a predicted model, not a curated record. The transcript is spliced from 8 exons. The coding region runs from base 373 to 1086 and encodes 237 amino acids.